Messenger RNA from Cryptococcus amylolentus CBS 6039, 1079 nucleotides. RefSeq names its product vacuolar-sorting protein SNF7, variant 1. Gene Ontology annotation, cellular component: ESCRT III complex; cytoplasmic side of plasma membrane; multivesicular body. The record is from RefSeq and is a predicted model, not a curated record. NCBI's taxonomy places the organism in Eukaryota, Fungi, Basidiomycota, Tremellomycetes, Tremellales, Cryptococcaceae. The transcript is spliced from 5 exons. Gene Ontology annotation, biological process: late endosome to vacuole transport via multivesicular body sorting pathway; vesicle budding from membrane. The coding region runs from base 407 to 886 and encodes 159 amino acids.
CCCAGUUACUACAACCCCUAAUUGUUAUAUCCGACUACAACAACAACAACUCACCAUGUCAGGCUGGAUGUCCUACUUCACCGGGAGGAAAGAUACUCGCGAAGGCGCCCGCGAUGCGAUUGUGGGCCUGAGGCAGCAGCUUCUCAUGCUGGAGAAGAAGGAGGAGUUCCUCGGCAAGAAGAUAGAGGAGGAGAUGAAGAAGGCGAAGGCGAAUGCUACGUCCAAUAAGAGGCGUGAGUCAAGAUUCUGGGAGUUAUAAUUGGCGUCUGUCCGGAGGUUAGGUGCAAGGGAAAGCGAACGAAGCGGAAGGUGGAUAAAGGAAUCGAGACGAAGAGAUUGAUUGGGGUCAAUCAGAUGACUGGACUUUUUCGAUGAAUGAGCUGACGGGAAUCGACUGGUAGUGGCAAUGGCGGCGCUCAGGCAGAAGAAGGCGCACGAGAAUGAGCUGGACAGAAUCGCCGGUACUAGAUUGACGCUCGAGACCCAAGUCAAUGCCAUAGAAUCAGCAAACCUCAACGCCGAGACCAUGGUUGCCAUGAAGAAGGGUGCCGACGCUUUGAAGGGCAUACACAGCAACCUCACUGCGGAGGGUGUCGACGCUACGAUGGACAAGAUCAGAGAGCAGAUGGACCUCACCAACGAGAUUUCUGAUGCGAUUUCGAACCCUGUUGGGAUGGGUAUCGUCAUGGACGAGGACGACCUUAAAGACGAAUUGGAUGCUCUCGAGCAGGAGCAGCUGGACGACCGGCUUGCUGGAGCGGACCGCGUGCCCAGCCAUCUUCCCGCUUCACCAGUCGGUCAAACAACGGGCCGGGCCGCCGUGCAAGAGGACGAGGACGACGAGGAAGCGCAGCUCCGCCAACUCCAGGCCGAGCUCGCCAUGUAAACCUUCAGUCACACAUCUACUUCUACUUUGUGCUUGCAUGAUCGUUCUCUAGAUUCCGUCGCCCACGACCCAUCCUUUACGAAUGUGUUGUUUCCUCUCUUUCGUGACUUUUCAGUUCUCACUACAGGGCAUGUAUCAGUAUACAUAUUUAUACACACCACUCAGAGAGCGAGACCAUUCUAGAGUCAUCCAG